Molecule: messenger RNA, 1313 nt
Organism: Drosophila hydei
Lineage: Eukaryota; Metazoa; Arthropoda; Insecta; Diptera; Drosophilidae
Exons: 2
Coding region: 99-896 (265 amino acids)
Source: RefSeq, a predicted model, not a curated record
UAUCAGAAGCCUUCUCAGAGUACUUCAAAGUUUACACACACAUAUUCUACAAAUAACUGUACACACUUGAAAACCUAUACAUCUGCAAGAAUACAGAGAUGUUAAUAUUGUGGUUCGUGCCACUGGUCUCCAGCUGCUUGGCGUUAAACACUGUCGGUAAUCUACUUAAUCGCUUGUAUUUUCCGGGGAAUCAGAGCUGUCUUCUGAAUUGCUUUGGCAAUUACUUAUGUAAGCAUCACAUCAAGAAAUGUACUUCACUAUUGAAACAUUACGAUCUAUCGGGAACGGACGAGAAAUAUGAGGAAUAUCGAAAGCUAUUGAUCUAUGGCCACAAUGGACUGCGCAAUCGUUUGGCUACCAAGCUCAAUCUCUGCGAUAUGCUGGAAAUCAGGUGGAAUGACAGGCUGGCCAUGUACGCCAACCGGCAUCACACUCUCUGCCAUCGAAAUAUAAUGUGUGAUGCCCAAAAUACAAGAUAUUUACAUAUGCCGGACUCGGAAUAUGCCCCUUACGAAGCCAAAAACUUUAAUAUAUCACGAAAUGGCUUCUUUUAUCGCAACACUUAUUCGGCAAACUUCAUACCGUUUGCCUUGAGUAACUGGUACGAGGCGCAUACUAGCCUGAAUUUCCCCAAGCUGAUACAGCACAAGAACCAGACGUAUUACAAGUUGGUUGGGGGCUACAAUAGCUUCUUCAACAUGAUCAAUCCGCAAACUCAAAUGAUGGGCUGCUCCAUCGCCAUGUUCGUCGAUGGACGUAGCUUAAUUUGUUAUUAUUAUCCCUUCGUUCAUGCUGGACCUAAAAUUUAUCUGCGAGUAAUGGAAAAGUCCUGUCGGUGUCCGUAUACCUUUCCUGUAUUUGAUCCGGUAUUCAAAAGGAUCUGCAUAUAUAAGUGAAGAGGAGUCCACUUAUCCAAUCAAGCCAGUGUUAAGCACUUAAAAAGGCUUUUUCUUAAUAAGUUUGACAAAUUUGAAUUUGCAUGUGCUGGCCGGGGGAAUCAGUUAAAAGAAGCUACAUGCCCUGAUUACACACAGGCGCUCGGGUACAGCCCAACAACUGCUGCACACCUCGGUAGGCUGGUCAGAGUUACAUGACCCUUAUCAUAUCUUGCCCUGAAUAACCACAUCCCAAAGCGCACACUUUCGCCUCAAAGCAAAUACUACAAGCUGCUUAGCAAGCUAACAGUUCGACUGUGGGAUACCCUGUCAAAAAUUCAAUAUGAUAAUAUUUAUAUUCAAGAUAUUGUAAGCACAACUAUGUGAUCCAAACUUGGUCCUCAAUGAUUUAAUUAGAUCGUUACACAUCAAUCAUAA